This is a messenger RNA of Schistosoma guineensis, 1053 nucleotides long. Lineage: Eukaryota; Metazoa; Platyhelminthes; Trematoda; Strigeidida; Schistosomatidae. The record is from the annotation of a GenBank genome assembly.
AUGAGUGACGAGUGUUGCAUGCAAAUCGAUGCGGUCAGAUAUGGAUCGGUGAGAGGUGUUCCAUCGGAUCACACAACCGAGCCAUCCACUUCACAAACCAGCACACACAUUCCGUCCGAAGUGUCCAGUCAAUCAUCCGAACCGACAACAUCAACUACACCUACUCAUCCACAGACUGAUUCAUCCAUCGUGACUACUCCGGCCUUCGAAGUAAAAGGAUUGUUGUAUAAGGAUCAAGGAGCGAGACCACACAUAUGGACUGAUGAUUUGCUGAAUCCACUGACUGAAAUCUAUCAAAACCUGUCACAAUCAUUCUGUCGAUUAGUUUUAGAUAGUUUACGUUUGGGCAAUCCAGAUAUUGCAAAAGAUGCAAAAUGUCACAAGGUUGUUUUCACACCAGUCACUAUAUUCUAUUAUCAAAAACGCCAAGUCGAUGCAACAGGGAACUCUAGUGAAAACUCUACUCAAGGUGUACAGGCGAGUUCAGAAAUACAACUCGUGUCACCCAAUGCAACAGAACUUAAUCAGACGGAAUUCAACAACAUUCUCGUUACAGGAUACAAUCAAGUGAAUUCAAGCAGUGAAUUGCAGUUAUCCAAUGUAGAAACUAACGUUGUUAUACCCGACUCCACAACAAUAGUCCAACUCACAAAGACCAGUAUACAAACUCAGUUUGAAGAGUUCACUACCAACCAACACGUCAUCAGCACUGAAUCACAAAUCUCAACAGAAUUAUACAAGUUCUCGUCAUUAGGUGUCCAUUCCGAUUCCACAUCCAUUCCACCAGUCACCGACAUCACUCAGUCAACUCAGUCUGACCAAACCACAUCCACCUCACACUUGAUCGACACCACGCCAACAAUCUCCACUACAGCAUUCCAGUCGACAGAAUCAACAACACUGCAAACACCAGUCUCAACUCCAGUGUCAGUGUCAGUGUCAACAUCACAGCACACACCAGAGUCCACAUCACAGCCAUCACCACAGUCUACACUAAUGCAAACAGGUACGUAUCCGACUCUCGUUGGAACAAAAUUAAACAAACAAUAUUAA